GAUGAUGAAUAUGAAGGCAUGCUAAGCUGUUCAGGAGUGUAGUUCUUGCAGCCUGCACUCCUUUCCUAGUCUCAAGGACUAACAGUCUCCUUCACUGCUUUCCUUACCAUCCAACAACAACAACAACAAAAGUUGUGAUGCUUUUCUUCACCCAGUGUUUUGGGGCUGUAUUAGAUCUUAUUCACCUAAGGUUUCAGCACUACAAGGCUAAGAGGGUUUUCUCAGCUGCUGGGCAACUUGUCUGUGUUGUAAACCCGACACACAGCCUAAAGCAUGCAUCAAACAGGUGUGCAAUUGCUCAGACCUCCACGGAGCAAAGCAGUCUUCAUCCCCACCAUCCCCAUGAGGCAGUGCAUGAUCCACAGCUGAUUCCCUGCACCUGCCCUCUGUUUUCUUGCCAGUGGGAAGGCCAUUUGGAAGUAGUGGUCUCACAUCUGAGACAGACUCAUAGCAUCAACAUCCUUCAUGGGGCAGAGAUUGUUUUCCUGGCUACGGACAUGCAUCUCCCUGCACCAACGGAUUGGAUAAUCAUUCAUUCUUGCCUGGGCCACCAAUUUUUGCUGGUGCUCAGGAAGCAGGAGAAAUAUGAAGGCCACCCUCAGUUCUUUGCCACCAUGAUGCUGAUUGGCACCCCAGCUCAAGCGGAUAACUUUACCUACAGGCUUGAGCUCAAUAGAAACCAGAGGCGUCUGAAAUGGGAAGCUACCCCGAGAUCAGUACUGGAGUGCAUUGACUCUGUCAUAUCAGACGGUGAUUGCCUUGUUCUUAACACCUCAUUGGCUCAGCUCUUUUCUGAUAAUGGAAGCCUGGCAAUAGGAAUUGCAAUAACUUCAAGCAAAGUUCACACUGCUGAGGUGGAAAUGUGAAGAAGCGGGGAAAAAAUAGCAAAAGAAUAAUGGUACCCUCCUGCAGCUUGUGAGAGCCAGAACUCAUGGACUUCUUUUGGGGGUCUCAGGUUUUUUGUGGUAUUUAGUAUUGUCCACAGUGGGCAUUCUGUAAACUUCCUGUGAUUCCAGUCUCCCUGUGAUGUAUUCGCUGUUUUUGUUAAUACAAUUUUAUGAGAGAUUUUAAA
Molecule: messenger RNA, 1072 nt
Organism: Gavialis gangeticus (Gharial)
Lineage: Eukaryota; Metazoa; Chordata; Crocodylia; Gavialidae
Gene: SIAH3
Product: siah E3 ubiquitin protein ligase family member 3
Exons: 2
Coding region: 138-866 (242 amino acids)
Biological process (GO): proteasome-mediated ubiquitin-dependent protein catabolic process; multicellular organism development
Cellular component (GO): cytoplasm
Molecular function (GO): ubiquitin protein ligase activity; ubiquitin conjugating enzyme binding
Source: RefSeq, a predicted model, not a curated record